AUGCCAAAUUUGGCUUAUCUUCAUGUGUUCGGUUGCGAGUGCUACAUUCUUAAUGAUAGAGAAAAGCUUGGCAAGCUUGACGCUAAGAGUGAUGAAGGAGUGUUCUUGGGGUACUCUAGCAACAGUUGUGCUUACGUGGAGCCAAAAUCAGCCAAGGAAGCCUUUAAAUAUGAGCACUGGAUAUUUUUCAUGCAAGAUGAGCUUCACCAAUUUGAAAGAAAUAAAGUGUGGACUCUUAUUUCACGUCCUUUGGGUGCCAACAUCAUUGGUACUAAAUGGAUGUUUAGAAAUAAGACUGAUGAAGUGGGAAAUUUUGUGCGCAACAAGGCAAUACUAGUAGCUCAAUGGUAUACUCAGAUUGAGGGAGUGGAUUUUGAGGAAACAUUUGCCUCGGUUGCUAGAUUGGAAUCCAUAAGACUUUUGUUGGCUGUGGCGUGUUUCAUGAAGUUCAAGUUGUACCAAAUGGAUGUCAAUAAUGUUUUUUUGAACGACAUCCUUGUGGAAGAGGCGUAUGUCUCAACUUCCUGGGUUUGA
Humulus lupulus (European hop) is the source of this 534-nucleotide messenger RNA. RefSeq lists its product as uncharacterized. The coding region runs from base 1 to 534 and encodes 177 amino acids. The transcript is spliced from 2 exons. The record is from RefSeq and is a predicted model, not a curated record. Lineage: Eukaryota; Viridiplantae; Streptophyta; Magnoliopsida; Rosales; Cannabaceae.